Messenger RNA from Naegleria fowleri, 252 nucleotides. RefSeq lists its product as uncharacterized. The transcript has 2 exons. Lineage: Eukaryota; Heterolobosea; Eutetramitea; Acrasida; Naegleriidae. The record is from RefSeq and is a predicted model, not a curated record. Bases 1 to 252 code for a protein of 83 amino acids.
AUGGCCAACCAAAACGGAGCCAAAGCUGCACAGAAGAGAGAGAGAAACAUGAAGAAGAUGGCUACUCUUCAAAAGAAGCCUAGCUCUCAACUCAAGACCAAUGAGAAGGCAUUAACUUACCAAUGCAAUGUCUGUAAACAAACAUUCUUGUGUACCACUAAACGUGAAGUUCUUCAAGAGCACGCCGAAAACAAACACAAGAAAUCACUUGCUGAAGCUUUCCCAAAUAUUGAUUCUCCAUCUGAAGAAUAA